This is a messenger RNA of Candoia aspera, 4961 nucleotides long. It is a transcript of the gene NXPE3, whose product is annotated as neurexophilin and PC-esterase domain family member 3. NCBI's taxonomy places the organism in Eukaryota, Metazoa, Chordata, Lepidosauria, Squamata, Candoiidae. The transcript has 6 exons. The coding region runs from base 436 to 2163 and encodes 575 amino acids. The record is from RefSeq and is a predicted model, not a curated record.
UGAACGGCCUGGUGAGUGCGACAGAGGGCCGUUGCUGCGAGUGCGAGGUCUCUGUCCCUUCUGGUCAUGGAUCCCGUCGGAUGAACGAGAAGGUCCAGAUUCCGGGUGUUGGCGUAUGCCCCCCGACCGGUCGACGAAUAAUGGGCCGAAGAGUGCGGCAAGAGACGGGUGCAGCAGCUGCUGGCGAAGUGACUUGGGGUGGACCUGUUAAUGGAGCUGGGAUAGUAUUACGCACUGAAAACGCUCCUGCUGGCAAUAUCCGCAGUAUCUUUCUGAUUUAUCCGAUCUUUUUCUCAGUCAUCAGCAAGAAAAAAGUGAUACUGCAGAAGCCUCCUGAUGACAUUUAUGUGAUAGUGAAUAACAAUGAAAUUGACACCUGUGGAAUAUGGGCACCGUGGCAGCAUCUUACAUGGGUGAGAGAGAGAUGAAGGGAUCAUGUGGCCUUAUUUCUCCAAGACCCAUAUUUUGUGCUUCAUUCUGGCACUGCUGACUAUUUUUGUAGUAGUCCAUAACUUUUAUCAAUUAGAGAAUCUCAAUACCACAGGUUUAAAGUGGUUGGUAGAAGAGAAUGAAUCACAAUCCUCAUUGCAUACAACUAAAACACGCAGAAAGCUGUACUGUGGUUAUGAGCAUCAGGUUUUGUCCAAGAUUGAACAUGAGGAAGAAGAAGCCUUAUUUGCUGCUCUACAGUGGCCCAAACCGCCUGAGGACAAAGUCCCCUUUGUGAGGAGUACUGACCCUUUCCAUAGCUACUUUGUGAUACUAAAUCAUCAUGCAAAUUUCAGAGUUGGUGAUCAGCUGGAGUUGCUUGUCCACAUGAAGGAUUAUAAUGGAAACCCAAAGCAAUAUGGUGGAGAUUACCUUCAGUCAAGAAUUCAUUCUGCUCAUCUGAAAGCAGGAGCCAUUGGAAGAACUGUAGAUUAUCAGAAUGGGUCUUACAGAAUCUUUUUCACUUUACUUUGGCCAGGGGAGGUCACAGUAUCUGUGUCCUUGGUUCAUCCUAGUGAAGGAAUCCAACUCCUUCAACGUUUACGAGAAGAAAAACCAGACAGGGCCUAUUUUAAAAGCUUAUUCAAAUCAGGAAGGAUUUCAGAAGUUACUAUAUGCAAUGUGUGUUUGCCUGGAGACAUGCCAGUCUGUAACUUUACAGAUAGCUAUACUGGAGAACCAUGGUUUUGUUACAAGCCAAGAAAACUCUCCUGUGCUACCAGGAUCAACCAUUUUAAAGGGGGAUAUGAAAAGGGGCUUUUAACUUCAGAAGAAAGUAAUUUUUUCCAAAGUGGUGUGAAUAUUAAAAUGCCAAUACCUUCCAGUGGGCCUGAUACUGUGAUCGUAAGACCUUUGGGGCAUCCAGAAACGGACAGUCUAGAAAGAUCUCAUAGCCCUGAUGUAUUUCCUUCUGGUUAUUAUUACCAAGAUGAAUGGCAACAAAGGACCCAGCUGAUUCGGCAUUUUAAUAAGUCAUCAGAUAUUAUUGAAUGUUUACAGGGAAAACGUAUUCACUUUUUUGGAGAUUCUACAAUCAGACAGUGGUUUGAAUAUCUGACAGCAUUUGUUCCAGAUCUUGUGGAAUUAAACCUUGGACGUCCUAAAAAAGUUGGCCCUCUCAUGGCUGUAGACUCAAAGCAUAACAUCUUAUUAAAUUUCCGUUGCCAUGGCCCUCCCAUUCGCUUUUACACAGUUUUUAGCAGUGAACUGCAUUAUAUUGCCAAUGAACUGAAUCGUAUUGCCGGUGGGAAGAACACUGUGAUAGCCAUAACUAUUUGGUCUCACCUUAGCACUUUUCCUAUAGAAGUGUACAUCAGGAGAUUGAGAAAUAUUCGCAGGGCAGUUGUUCGGCUGUUAGAUCGGAGCCCAAAAACUCAUAUAGUCAUCAAAACUGCCAAUGUUCAAGAGCUUGGCCCAGAAGUUAGCCUUUUCAACAGUGACUGGUAUUCCUAUCAGCUUGACACAAUAAUGAGGAAGAUGUUCUCAGGAAUUGAGGUGUAUUUUGUGGAUGCUUGGGAGAUGUCAUUGGCUCACCAUUUGCCACAUAAAUUACAUCCAGAAGAUGUUAUUGUCAAAAAUCAGUUAGAUGCUUUAUUGUCUUUUGUAUGCCCACUGGAAACACGUUAUAGUUUCUUAACUGGAAUACAUAAUCAAAUGUGGUCUCUGUUUGUGUAAUUCAGUGUUCUGCACUAGUUGAUGAAUUAUUGCUGAUUUGAGGUGCUCAUAAUUUGCAUCAGUUCUGACCAGCUUGCAUAAAGCAUGCACAUUGAUAUUUACUGGAGGCAGGGAGAUUUUUGUAUGUGUGUUACGUUUCCACACACACAGAACCCUAACUUUUUACAAUGCAUGUAUUGGUGUAUACAGGUUCUACCUACUUCUCUCAUUUCUGCAAAGUAUUUUUUUUACUAGGGUUAAGCACACUUCAGAUAUUAUUCGGAAAAAGUGCUUUGGAACUUGUGUGAGCGCAGAGCCUCAUCGCUGUUCAUUAAAACAGCCAUGUGUGCCAUGCCUGAAGAAAGGAUAUAGCAGUGUUAAUGAAUCACCUCCAAAAUAGAAGGCGAUAUUCUUCUGUUUUUCUAGUUGGCCUCAGCUUCUUGUGUGCUUAGUGAAGAGCCAGAGCUAGAACAUGAACAUAAAUAAUGGCCAUUCUUCUAAAGUUAUUUGGAAGAGUUUUGGUAAGGACAGAUACAAUUAAUGCAGACUUUAAUGUGAUGAUUGUUCUUCUCUAGUAUGCUUGAAUCAGGAUUUCUGCCCUCAUAAAUAAAGAAGAGUGGUGGUAGCUUUGUAAACUACCCUUUCAAAAGGCUUAAAAGAUACGUAUUUCUUAAGAAGGAAAUCUGUGGAUAGCUCUAAUCCUUGGAACGUACCCAAAAUGUUAGGGGCAUUAACCAAGUUAAUGGUAGGCAGUGCCCUCCUGGAUCAGAUCCCAGGCCCAUCUGAUAUAGCAGUCUGUUCUCACAGUGGCCAACCAACUGCAUGGGGAAGCCCACUAGCUUCCCAGAAAAUGGGCUUCAGAGGCAGUCACACUGCCAUCAAGGCUAAUAGCCAUUGAUCCCCAUGACUUCCAUUAAUUCAGUGUUUCUCAAAGUGUGGUCCAAAGACCCCUGGGGUCCCCCAAGACCCUUUCAGGGUCUGCAAAAUCAAAAUUACUUGCCAACCUAUGUUGAAAAAUAAUAUAGGUAGUCGUCAUUUAGCAACCACAACUGGGACUGGCAGCUUGGUUGUUAAGUGAAGCAGUUGAUAAGUGAAACUGACUGCUUAUGAUCUUAAAAAGAUCGUAAAUGCAAGGAUUGGUUACAAAGUUACUUUUUCAUCACUGUCGUAACUGCAAAUGGUCCCUGUACGAGGCAGUCGCUAAAGGAGGACUACCUGUACUAAAAUCCCAUCAAACAAUUAUGAGAAACGGUAGUGGCAGCAAAUGCAUCAACUUUAAUUUUUAAUACAGUAAAUAUUGAUACAUAUAACAUACAAAUAAAAGCUCUUUUGGGCAACUCCAUACUUUUUAAAAGCAGGAAGAGGUCCUGAGAGAAAAACGUUUAAGAAACACUGCAUUAAUUUGUCCAAUACUUUUACCUUUAAAGUUACCUUUAAGCCUUUGCAUAAGCUGUCACACGCUUCUUCCUUGGCAGGGUGGGAAUUAGUGACCAUCAUUUUUGUGUAAGGUUUCAGAAGUAGGAGCCUUAUCAGUCAAAAAGAAUCAUAUUUCGCCCAUGUUAUGUUGAACCUAUUUUCAUGCCAAAAAAUUAAUAAGGCUUUCACAAAGGCUAGGAAUUAAUACUGCCUAAUUUUUGUUCUGUCCACAACAACAUCUAGAUAAAAAGAAGUGGCAAAGAAUUAAAUAUUCAUUACCUUAAAUACUCUAAAAAAUUCCAGAUAGCAAAUUCAUGAUUGUUCCUUUUCAAGUCAGAUUGGGUGCUAAAAAGAUCCUCAUAAAUCAGACUACAGCUUGCAUAUUGCAGUGUUACAAGGUCUUAACUUCCAUGCCUGAAUCUGUCACAUCCUAUGCUAUGGCCUCGUACCUUUACUGCCUUCAAUACUACCAUCUAGUGGUUGAUUUCUCUUAAGCUGUCACAUGGAAAUCAGUUUCAGCUUUAGCAUGGCAUACAAGCUAGAAACAAUUCUUCAGCUCCUUAAAAAAGCAGAUACCCCAGAGCAUACUAUCUUCAUAGGAUGGACUUCACCUGACAUAGGAUUGUUUUUCUAUAUUCCAUAAUAAUUUUAAUAAGCAGGGUAUUAAGACUAAGAUAAAUUGCAUUUAUGUAGCUGAGAGAGGAUAUUUUCUCCUGUCUUGUGAAAGCUAUGCUUGUUGCUUGUCCUUCAUCCUCUGUGGAAAAGCCAUUUUUCAUGGUAAUUCUUGAAGUUCUGCAGGUUAUGGUAAUGCACAGGAACAUCACUUCUCCUACAUCAGGUAAGAACCAGACUCUUUCCUAUCUCCCCCCCAAGAUUAGAACCAGGUUUGAGCAUGAUGUUCCUUCCUGUUUUGGUGGCCAUGUGUGUCUGCAUGAAGAAUACCCAUGUUAAAAAUAAAGUAACAUUUUAAAAUGCCAUUGUAGGCUUCCUCAUCAGUUGCUACUUUGCAAAAUGGAGGUCUAUACUCAUUAAACUGCUACUUGAGUAUUGAAGGUUUAUAAGCUUUGUAUUGCAUGAUAACACUUUUAAAGACAUACUUCUCAGUGGUAAGUGUCUGCUAUGUUUGAUGGAUCAUAUGGAAACAUUUAAUAUUUUAACACUAUUAACCAGAAAAUCUAAACCAUGAGUUUCUAAUCAUUGUGAUUAUUGCUGUUCACAUGCAGAAGUCUACUUAAAUCUCCUGUGAACAAUGGCUUUUAUGAGCUAACAGCUACUUAGCUAUCUGACAACCUUAUAGCAACCAUUAAUGGCACUGUUGUGUAAAUAUUUUAUCAGUUAAAAAUGUACAUUAUUUUUAAUUUCAUUAGUUAUUAAAUAAAUAUUUCAUUUUUAUUUUACCCUUC